AUGCUGUCCAGGAAGGGGAUCAUCCCAGAGGAGUACGUGUUGACCCGUCUGGCCGAGGAUGUCCCGGAUCACACGCGCCACCGGACCCGGGAGCGGCGGGCCAGGUUCGUGGGCAAAAACGGGGCGUGCAAUGUGGCGCACAAGAACAUCCGGGAGCAGGGCCGCUUCCUGCAGGACGUCUUCACCACCCUGGUGGACCUGAAGUGGCCCCACACGCUCAUCAUCUUCACCAUGACCUUCCUGUGCAGCUGGCUGCUCUUCGCUAUGAUCUGGUGGCUCAUCGCCUUCGCCCACGGGGACUUGGACCACAACACCCAGCAGCUGCACCUUCAAGCCGGGCUCGAGGGCCGGGAGGCGGCGGCGGCGGCCCCCUUUGUGCCUUGCGUAACCGACAUCCAAUCCUUCACCUCCGCCUUCCUCUUCUCCAUCGAGGUGCAGGUGACCAUCGGCUUCGGGGGCCGCAUGGUGACGGAAGAGUGCCCCGUCGCCAUCCUCAUCCUCAUCGUGCAGAACAUCGUGGGGCUGGUGAUCAACGCCAUCAUGCUGGGUUGCAUUUUCAUGAAGACCUCGCAGGCGCACCACCGCGCCGAGACGCUCAUCUUCAGCAAGCACGCCGUGAUCGCCCUCCGCGGGGGGAAGCUCUGCUUCAUGCUGCGCGUGGGCGACCUGCGCAAGAGCAUGAUCAUCAGCGCCACCAUCCGCAUGCAGGUGGUGAAGAAGAGCACCAGCCAGGAGGGCGAGGUGAUGCCCCUCAACCAGAUCGAGAUCCAGAUGGAGAACCCGGUGGGAGGCAAUAGCAUCUUCCUGGUCUCCCCGCUCAUCAUUUACCACGUCAUAGACCGGAAUAGCCCCCUGUACGAGGUGGCCCCCACCAGCCUCACUCACCACGAGGACCUGGAGGUGAUUGUCAUCCUUGAAGGGGUGGUGGAAACCACGGGCAUCACCACCCAAGCCAGGACCUCCUACCUCGCCGAUGAAAUACUUUGGGGCCAAAGGUUUGUGCCUAUCGUGACGGAGGAGGAUGGACAAUACUCCGUAGACUAUUCCAAGUUUGGCAACACGGUGAAGGUGCCCACUCCAAACUGCACAGCCAAGCAACUGGAAGAAGACCGGAGUAUCAUGGACACUAUAUCCUUGUCACCCAAAGGCACCAUCAGGAAAAGGUCUGUCAGGUUAAAGCCCAAAUUUACCAUAUCUGAGGAGACCUUAUGACAACUCGGUGGACUUGCUUGUGACAGCAGGCAUAAGAGACUUGGAGGCAGCCUCUGUUUCAUUUUUCAGGUUGGUUCCAUCGGUAUGUGGACUACAUGUAAUGUUUGUGGUGCAAGACAAAGUGCGCGACUCAGGGUAUAAUGUCAGGAAAACUGAGUGUGCAUAAAGCUUUCUUCUGUACUGUAUUUGCACUUGAGAUAGGUAAACCUCUCAAAAAGAUAGACAUCUCUUUUUUUUUCUUCUUGAGAAAUUAUUUUGGGAUUGAAUUAGCUUUUUUCCACAAUGAAGAGGCACUUACACUGUAAUCAGCUAUUUAUACUUACGAAAAGACAGUAUAGGCGCAAGGGUGCCCAUUGAGGUGGCGAUGCUAUACUGAAUGAAUAAAUGUAUUGAUUUAAUUCAUAAAUGAUAACUGCAUGCUUUCUUUUAUUGCCAGUGGAUUAGGAGGUAUGUUGGCUUAUGGAUAUGCAAUAGAUGAUAUAAUAAAGUUAAUUCCACAUGUUGUGUUAGGAUAUAAGGGGGAAAAAGAUUUUUUUUUUAAAGUAGAUAAUUAGGAGGGAAAGCAGUCACAGUUGUGAUCUGCAAAAGAAAAAAAUGAAUUUCUGAGUAGUAAAAUCCUAUCCAGAUCUACUCAAAAGUAAGUUCCACUGAGUUCAGGAGGGCUUAUUUUUAAAUCAGUGAAUAUAGGAUUUUAACUUCAGUGGGUUUAGAGUCACCUUUUAGUCACCUUUUGCUGCUAUCCCAAUCUUUUUACUGUAAAAUUAAACACUGUAUAUUAUUUGUAUGAAUAAUAUUAAAUUAAUGUGGGGCACUUUUAUAUAACUUAACUGCAGGAGUAGCUCCUUCUGUAUGAAUGUUAUAACCAAAAAUUGAUCUUUCCAACUUUUUGAAAAAGGAUAACAUUUGAAAAAAUAUGGAUAUUUUUAAGGAAAGAAUACUGGGUAACCAACUGGUUUUUCAUCUUCCUCGUUGCCUUGAUUUUCAGUUCCAAUAAUAUUCACUGACAAAUAGAAGCAGUAGGGUUGACAUAGGUGAUCCUAGCUGUCAUGUGAAUUCUCAUCUCUAUUGAAUGACAUCAUUUAACAAGCUUGCAUCAAAUUUUAUUUAUUUUAAUUGAUGGUUUUUUAAAAACCCUGCAAUGUUGGACCUGGAUGAGGGAGAACCAAGAUUCAAAUUCUACUCAACCAUGAAAUUCCCUGCUAACCUUGGGCCAGUGACUUUUGCUGUAGCCAUACCUACCUCACUGAGUUCUAUCUAUGCUGCCUUGUCUCUUUGGAGUGAAAGCAUGCUAGAAAUAAAAUAAAUAUAUGUUAUAUUAAUUGGUACAGAAUGAGGACAUAUUGAGGUGGGGGGCAAUUAACCAGUUUACCAGAAUAGGUCAGGAACUUAAUUAAUCUAACAGAUGUACAAAGGUUAGAAACAUUAAAUUCCAUAAUUUAUUGCUAGUAUACAGUUAAGGAUUAGGCAUGGUGAUGUUAUCAAAAAAAGAUGUUACUUUAUUUACCAAACAGCAUACUAUAUGCACUGAACUCCAAAGAUAAAGUCUUAAUGUAUUUAAAAUUAGCAUGUAUAUAUUUAAUUAUAAUUGCAUGCCUUAGUUUUUACUUGUAAUAAUAAGGCAAUAUUUUUAUGUCAUCAGUAAAUCAGAAAUGUCUGUAACAUGGAAUAAAGUGGCAUAACCAUGUUAAUUUUAUAGACCAAUAACCCCAAAAUAAAAAGUGCAUUUGUUUAAAAAAAAUACUAAAG
Molecule: messenger RNA, 2958 nt
Organism: Pseudonaja textilis
Lineage: Eukaryota; Metazoa; Chordata; Lepidosauria; Squamata; Elapidae
Source: RefSeq, a predicted model, not a curated record